GCGGAGGCAGCGCGAUUUUUGAGUGGAGGGCGGAAGUAAACAUGGAGGACACUGUGGAGAGUCAGGAGAGCAGCUAUUGUGCAACUUUAGACCCCGUUUCUCGGGAGAGAUAUAGACAGAUAGUUUAAAAAAUAUAUCGGACGUGAUCCGUAUUCUUUGAAAAUGUCCGAAUACACCACAGAAGUAAAGGAUUUGCCUACUAUCGAGGCUGUGGAUAUCACCAACUACUUGGUCCUCCAGACUUCUUACUACACUAGGCAGCAAAUGAAAGCUUUCAAGAGUCUGGAGGCGUACAAUUUUUUUGUCAGCGGGUGGGUCCACAACCUUGGAACAAAACGUCUCCGUGAUGGAUACAGUUUGGUGUUUGCAAGGAUCUGGAAAAUGCAAGUCCCAGGGGCUCUUCUCUUCCUCGUCAUGGGCUCUAUCUCUGCCAAAAAGAUGGGGGAUUUUGGUGUGUUUACUGCUUGCAUCGACACAAAGGAAAAUAACAGUCUCAGAUUGCAGUGCUACUAUCAAGACUGUUCACAACCUCCCUAUAAGCCCUUCAGCUGUAAAUUCAAGACAUCGAAUGGAGGUAUACUGGCUACAAUGGAAAACACGAUGUGCAAGAAUUACACUGUCCCAUUAACAGAACACAGUCCUAGCGAGUUGGAAGAGACUGGUAAUGUGACAAACUUCACAUGCACACUGACAAGAAACAAGAGGACUGAAACGAAGAAUAUCACCAUAGACUACAAGACACACAAAGAAAAACAACGAGUCCCAAAGUGCUGUGCUGCAAGCCCAACCUCCCUGUGGCCUGUGGUGCUCCUCACUCUGUGGAGAGUCGUUGACUCCUGAUGAAGCAAGCAUGAAGGAGGGUCUCUGAACGCUUUGACUAACACAGAUGUAUCUGUUCCAUUUAGGCAUUUUGAAAUUUAAGAAACUUUCUUAAAUACAUUUCUAUGCAGGCUUCCAUUACUGGCCUGAUCCCCAAGUACAUGCAAUAAUGCAGUAUGUUAACAUAUAAACUGAAUUCCAACUAUGAUAUAUGAUAAUAUGAUAUAUUAAAGACUUAUGAAUUAAAAGCAUUAACUCAC
Maylandia zebra (zebra mbuna) is the source of this 1079-nucleotide messenger RNA. RefSeq lists its product as uncharacterized. The record is from RefSeq and is a predicted model, not a curated record. Lineage: Eukaryota; Metazoa; Chordata; Actinopteri; Cichliformes; Cichlidae.